This is a messenger RNA of Carica papaya (papaya), 1663 nucleotides long. Its product is annotated as sequence-specific DNA binding transcription factor. Lineage: Eukaryota; Viridiplantae; Streptophyta; Magnoliopsida; Brassicales; Caricaceae. Gene Ontology annotation, molecular function: zinc ion binding; nucleic acid binding. Gene Ontology annotation, biological process: ribosome biogenesis; cytosolic ribosome assembly. The record is from RefSeq and is a predicted model, not a curated record.
UCUAAGCCCUCCUAUUUGUCCACCCCAUCUUCCUCAUGUAAACCCUAAUUUGCACACUACAACCAGAACUAUGCUCUUCCAUUUCUAAUUCAGAUCUCCUUCCUACGAUACAAAAACACUAUUGCAGUGUCCAACACCGGCUAUUUCUUCCCUCUUGCUUCUUCAUAUUUUCCUUCCUUUCACUAUCCUCUGAAGGACCCUGCAGAUCGCUCUCUAAAGUUUCCCCUUCUUUCCCCCUCACUGCUCCCAAGCCGCCGGAGCCAUCUCUUCUUCCUCUUCAUUCCAUCUCCUAAACUUACCGUAGAAAGUGCACCCAACAACGAAACAAAGCAGGAGCAUAUGCAAUUAGGUAGAAGGAAGUGGAGCAUAAACUAGGGAGGCAAAAGAAAAAGCAAAGAGGAGGGGGAAAUGUCAAAAACACUUGUGCAGCCAAUAGGGCAAAAGCGGCUAACAAAUGUUGCAGUGGUUCGUCUAAAGAAGCAUGGCAACCGCUUUGAGGUUGCCUGCUACAAGAACAAGGUCCUCUCUUGGCGCUUUGGUGUAGAAAAGGAUCUGGAUGAAGUGUUGCAAUCACAUACUGUGUAUUCAAAUGUUUCGAAAGGAAUUCUUGCUAAGACAAAAGAGCUUGUUGCAGCCUUUGGGACCGAUGAUCAGGAAAAAAUAUGUUUGGAGAUUUUGGAGAAGGGUGAGCUUCAAGUUGCUGGUAAGGAGAGAGAAUCUCAGUUAUCAAGUCAAUUUCGGGAUAUUGCUACAAUUGUCAUGCAGAAGACCAUCAAUGCUGAAACUAAACGUCCUUACACUAUUAGCAUGAUCGAACGAUUGAUGCACGACAUUCAUUUUGCUGUUGAUCCACAUAGCAGUUCAAAGAAGCAGGCACUUGAAGUAAUCCGUGAGCUUCAAAAGCACUACCCAAUUAAUCGAUCUCCAAUGAGACUCCGUCUCACUGUUCCUCAGCAAAAUUACUCUUCUCUGUUGGAGAAGCUAAAUGUUUGGAAUGCUAGCAUUGUGUCAAAAGAUGAAUCUGCAACUCAGCCAUAUGUUAUAUGUGAAAUGGAGCCAGGUUUUUAUCGGGAUUGUGAUGCCUUUGUAAGGAAUCUGCAGGGCAGAUUGGAAAUUCUUGCAGUAGCAGUGCAUGCAGAGGGGGACACCAGCGUGGAUCACUAUGAUGAUUAUGAAGAAGCGCCAUUACGGGUGCCUGCAGAAUCUGCUAAUUCUGUGCCUGAUUUAACUGAGAAAACGCAGAGCCUGACUCUCUCCCAUGGAAGAAGUGAACCUAUCGAUUCCGGGCUUGUAUCAAGUGAGAAAAUGAAGAAUGGGAAAUCUGAAGAGGAUGUAAAGCAAAAUAAGUGCAGCACAUGUAAUGCUUAUGUUGGGGAUUCCAAGCAGUACAGAGAGCAUUGUAAGAGCGAAUGGCACAAGCACAACUUGAAGCGUAAGACCAAGGAACUCCCACCACUUACAGCAGAGGAAUGCUUGGCUGACAUGGAGAUUUAUGACCCCAAGGCAGAUCUGAAGGAUUAUUCAUUUUGAAGUGACAGUAAGGAGUUUGUAUGGUUUUUGGUAUUUGUUUAUAGGGCCGUUCUACUUAUCUUUUGCCCUGAACCCAGAUCAUAUACAUAUAUAUAUAUAUAUAUAUAUUAUAUGCGUGACAACCAAAACUACA